AUGGCAGACGAGGAUGACUCCUUGGUGCGGCGCCGCUCCCGCAGGAGCACGGCGGGAAACCGCAUGGAAGCCGCCUUGGCUGAGAUAGCCGCGGACGAGCCUCAGGAAGCAGAGGAAGAUAAAGACUUCGAGUUAAAGAAGGAUGAGGAUGAUGUAUUUGAGUCCGACUUCGAAAGCACAGAUGAAGAAGCUGCCCAAGAGGCCCCGGAAGCUGUGGAGAAAGCGGUCCAAGACGAAGACAGACGCGAACGAAAGGCAGCCCGGACCCGAGUGGAUAGAGCCGUUGCGAACGCGAACGCCCGCCAAAGAGUGACGUUCAAUCCGCAACUGCAGGCAUCCAAUGCUGGUACAAAUGAAUCGAAGACCCUUAAGCCGAAGAGGCGGGUGUCCCUGGGCUUAGCAGUAGACGCCGAGACAGGUGAAGUAAUGGACAGUGCCCAGCGGAGGAGCUCGAGGACCCACACAAUGCUCAAUCGCACGGUCACUGCCAACCGCAUCAAGGACGCCGAAGAAAAGAGGGCAUCCAUCACAAAGAAAGCCAAAGUCCAAGUACGUGCAUAUACACAGGAUGAGCUCAUCGCCCGCGCGCUGGACAUGGAAGAAGGUAACGUCACCGAGCACCGCGAAUACCUCUCGCGGGAAGAGGAGAAACGCAAACGCGCGCGAGUGGUUCGCGCAUCGAUACAGGGACCCUUGCUUCGCUGGAUCAGCAAAGGCGAGGAGGUCAAAGUCGAGGUGCCCCAGCCUGCGCCUCCACCGCCUCCUGCGUCAGUGUACUACUACGCUAUGCCGUCGGAUGCAAGCACGUCGACGGCGGCCCAGUAUCCCUAUAAUCCACCGAGCGGCGGGUCGUGGCAGACGUGGCCGCCUCCUCUCCCGAAUCAACCCCAAGCAGGCCCGUCUUCAGGACUGAGCAGCCAGCAGCCAGCCCUAUACCCAGCAGUACCACCCGGUUACCCGCAAAACUACUAUGUUCCAUACCAACCCCCGCAGCCGCUCCCCGUGAUUGAGAAAGUGGAGAAAGUCACGAAGAAUUAUGUUAUCCAGGAGAUAGACCAGUCUGAGGAUGCUGCUAGGCCUACCUGGCGGGAGACCAUGGAAGCCAUGUUCGGUGAUCAUGUUGACUGGGAUGACGUGAAAGUAUUCGUCGGGAAGGGGCGACCACUGAGCCGACCUGUAAUGAAGUGUCCAAUCACAGGGCUAUCUGCACCGUAUCUCGACCCAAGGACAGGCGUUCCGUAUGCUGAUGCACGGGCUUACCAGAUCCUGAGUGGUGUCUUGAACCACGAAUACAUAUGGAAUCCUUCUUUGGGUUGCUACGUAAGUAAAAUGUCAGAAACUGAAGAUACAGCGAUGGGGCAAUGAUUCGCGUCAGCGAGCAAUAGAC
Molecule: messenger RNA, 1387 nt
Organism: Gloeophyllum trabeum ATCC 11539
Lineage: Eukaryota; Fungi; Basidiomycota; Agaricomycetes; Gloeophyllales; Gloeophyllaceae
Exons: 6
Coding region: 1-1365 (454 amino acids)
Biological process (GO): regulation of DNA-templated transcription; chromatin remodeling
Cellular component (GO): nucleus
Molecular function (GO): ATP-dependent H2AZ histone chaperone activity
Source: RefSeq, a predicted model, not a curated record